Closterium sp. Yama58-4 is the source of this 8013-nucleotide messenger RNA. Lineage: Eukaryota; Viridiplantae; Streptophyta; Zygnematophyceae; Desmidiales; Closteriaceae. The record is from the annotation of a GenBank genome assembly.
AUGUUGGGCGCGGUUCAGAGGAGUUUUGAGGCGUCUCAGGAGUCGGGCUAUGGCAUGCCAGUGGAAGGGGGGUAUAUGCAAGGGAUGAUGGGAGCAGCAGAGCCGGCAUGUGGCCUGUGGGAGCAGAUCACCGCAAGCACAGUUCCCGCAGCAGUGGGAGGUAGGUCAAGGCAUGCUGUCCCAAUCAAUACCACCGCCACAACAGCAGCAGCAGCAGCAGCAGCAGCAGCAGCAGCAGCAGCAGCAGCAGCAGCAGCAGCAGCAGCAGCAGCAGCAGCAGCAGCAGCAGCAGCAGCAGCAGCAGCAGCAGCAGCAGCAGCAGCAGCAGCAGCAGCAGCAGCCUUGGCAGCAGCAGCAGCAGCCUUGGCAGCAGCAGCAGCAGCCUUGGCAGCAGCAGCAACAGCAGCAGCAGCAACAGCAGCCUUGGCAGCAGAAUCAACCCUUCUCCACCCUCCCUCGUUCCAGCAGAAGCCCCUCCUACCACGAAUCUUCCUAUUCAACCGCUCCAUGAGUGGCGUACUAGGAGAAGCGUCUCUGGUGCAAGAGUUGGCGGGUGGUAUACCACCAGGAGCGUCGUUUGAGGCGCCUCAAAAGUCGUCUCUCUUAGGUGCAAGAGUUGGCGGGUGCGUUCCCAGUGUUCCUUGCGCUCCCAGCAUUCCCGGCGUGCCCGGAGUGUCUGUAGACUUGUUGAACCAGCUGUUGAACGAGGAGUGUAGCCUGGGGCCCUCUGAACCGAUGCUGCAGGGGGGAGACCUUAUGCAGUUGCUCGGCCCUUCCCGCUCCUUCCGAGACGGCUCGUCGUUACUCAAUGGUCGAGAUGCAUCCGCAGGACCCGCAACCCCCGGACCGUUCUUAAGCGCGUCGCGAUCUAUGAACGCGCGGGAAGGGGGGCUGGCCUUCCCCGGACCUUCCCCGCGCCCGCCGAUUCCCGGGGGAUCUGCGCCAAGCCCUCUGUCCGGCGGCGGGUUCGGCGGAGGGUUCGGCGGAGGGGGAGGCGGCGGAGGGGAUAUGGCGGAAGCCGUUGAGCUGCGGAAGGAAUUGGCGGAGCAGUCGGAGGAGAUGGACCGGCUUUUAGCUAAGAACGAAGAGCUGGAGGAGCAGCUCCGCGAAUCGCGGCGAGAGGCUGCAGAAGCAAGCAGCCGCGCCGCCUCCGCCGCAUCUCGCGCUGAAACCCUCCAAGCGAAGCUCGACGCGGCCGCCGCAUCUCACUCCGCGUCUCCCGCCGCAUCCGACGGCGCGUCCGACGGCGCGUCUGGCGGCGCGUCUGGCGCGGAGUCCCUCCAGAAGAAGCUAGACGAGGCGAACGCGGCGCGGGCGGAGCUGGAGGAGCGAUUAAUCUCCAUUACCUCCGAAAAGGAGGAGCUGGAGAGGCGAUUAAUCUCCACGAGCGCGAAGCGCGAGGCUCUGGAGGGGAAAGUGGAGGAUUUGGAGGGGAGGGGGAAGUACUUAGAGGGGAAAGCGGCAGCCGCGGAAAGAGUAGCUGAUGAAUUGGCGCGCCAGGUGGAAAGGCUGGAAAGUAUGGUGGGGGGAGGCGGAGACGGGGGCGACGGGGGAGGCGGAGGGGGAGGGGGAGGGGGAGGGGGAGGGGGAGGGGGAGGGGAGUGGGAAGAGAAGGUGAGGAGGCUUGAGAGGGAAUUGGAGGAGAUGGGGAGGGAGAGAGAGGAGGUUGUGAGGGAGAGGGAGGCGAUGGGAGGGGAGAGAGCGAAGCUGUUGAGAGAGCGGGAGGAGAUGGAGAGGAGGUUGAGGGAGCUCGAGAAAGAGGUGAAUGCGAAAGGAGUAGGUGGUGGUGGUGGUGGGGGGAGCGGUGGUGAUGAUAACGAGGCUAGUGACUCAAAGGAAGGGCGAGGCAGUGGGGAGAAGGCGAAUGGGGGGGCGGAGGAGGGUGAUGUGACUAAAGCGAGGGAAGAGAAGGAGGAACUGGAGGCAAAACUGGCGGAUGCGAUUAAAGAGAAAGAGGAGAUGGAAGAGAGGAUGUUAGCAGCAGAGGCGGAGCGCGAUGAUUUGAUUAUAGAGCACGAGGAGUUAGUAGCUACUAUGGAAGAGGCUGGCGGGCGGAUGCAGGCUUUAAUCCGGGAGAAAAAGGAGCUGGAGGCACGGCUGGGAGCGGUGCAGGGCGGUUGGGAGAGCAAGAGCCAGGGGAGACUGCCGUACUUAGAGGAGAGGGUUAUUGAGCUUGAAGCGACUCUGGCUGAAACGAAGCGGGGGAGGGAGGAGAUGGGGAGGCGGUUGGCUGCUGCUGAGGCACUAGUGGAGGAUGAGAGAGAGAGGGUGGCGGGAGAAAUUCGGUUACUGGAUCAAGAAUUGGAAAAGGCUAUGGGGUUGCUUGGGGAGAAAGAGAGGGAGGUGGAGGGAUUGGAAGAGAGAGUGAGGGAGAGAGAGGAGGAGGUGGAGAAGGUGGGGGGGAGGUUGCGGGAGAAGGAGGAGGAGGUGGGGAGGGUGGAGGGGAGGUUGAGGGAGAGAGAGGAGGAGGUGGGGAGGCUGGAGGGGGAGGUGAAUGGGUUGGAGGAGAGAGUGAGGGAGUGGGAGGAGAAGGGGAGGGAGAAGGAGAGGGAGUUGGAGGAGAUGAGGAGGGAGGCAGAGGAGAGAGUGAGGGAGAUGGAGGAGAGAGUGGGAGAGAGUGAGAAGAGGGCGAGGGAACUUGAAGCGAAGCUUUGCGAGCAGCAGGAGAAGGUGCGAGAAGUAGAGUCUGCGGUUGGUGUGCUUAAAACGGAAGUGGCAGAAGCGAGGGGCGAGAUUGAACGGCUGGUGAUGGAGAAAGAGGAGUUGGAGGGGAGGAUGAAGGAGUUGGAAGGGGUUAAAGCGGGUGCAGAGGAGGAGGUGGCCGGGUUGCGGGAGGUUGUGUGCGGUUUGGAGGAGGAAAAGCGGGAACUGGAGGAGGAACGGCGAGAAUUGGAAGAAGAGAAACAGAGACUUGAGGAGGAGAAGGGACAUAUGCUACUGGAGGCGGAACGUAUGAAGGAGGAGAUUCGGAGAGUGAGGGCGGAGGGGGAAGAGGAAGGGGAGAAGAGGAGGCGGGUGGAGCUCCAGGCGGAAGAGUUGGAGCAACGAAGGAUGGAGCUGGGGAGGAGUUUGGAAGAGGAACGGGAGGGGAGGAGGAGAAUGGAGGAGGAAUUGCGGGGAGAAGUCGAGGGGUUGAGAAGGGCUGUGGAGGAGGGGGAGAGGAGGGAUGGGGAGAGAGUCAGUGAGUUGGAAGUGGCUUUGGAGAGGGAGAAGGCAAGUAGGAUUGAGGUGGAGGCAGGGAGGGAGGAGGAGAGGGUGAGAAGGGAGGAGAUGGAAGGGAGGUGGAGAGAGGAGGAGAGGAGGAGAGAGGAGGUUGAGGGGGAGUUGAGGGAGGUGAGUGUGAGGAUGAGGGAGGUGGAGGAGAGAGGGGAGGAGUUGGAGCGAGUGAGAAGGGAGUUGGAGAGGAGGUUGGAGGAGGUUGAGAGGGAGAAGGAGGAGGGGGAGAGGAGGAGGGAGGAAGGGGAGGAGCGGAGGAGGGAGUUAGAGGAGAGACUGAGAGAGAUGGAGGGGAGGGUGGAGAAGGCGAGGGCUGAGAGGAGGGAAAUGGAGGGGAGGUUGGAAGAGGAGGAGUGUAAGAGAAGGGAUUUGGAGGGACGGAUAGAAGGUCUAGGGAGGGAGAGAGAGGGGGAGGUGGAUUCUAGGGUAGGUGAGUUGGAGCAGGAGAGGAGGGAGCUAGAGGUGAGGGUUAGACAAGCGGAGAGGGAGGUGAGAGAGUUGAGGGAGCAUUUGGAGGAGAGGGUGGAAGGGGAGGAGGAGAAGAGGAAGAGAGUUGAGAAGAGGUUGGAGGAGAGUGAGAGGGAGAGGGGGGAGUGGGAGGAGAGAGUGAGGGAGGCGAGGAGGGAGGUGGAGGAGGGGCGGAGGGAGAAGGAGGAGGUGUUGGGGAGGGUGAGAGCAUUGGAGGUAGAGAGGGAGAGAGUGAAGGACUUGGCAGAUAAGGGCAGGAGCGAGGGCAGUGAAGGAACCACAGCAGUUAGCACCGCAACAGUAGCCACUGAUACCCCCAGCAGUAGCAACAGUGGUGGUGGGAGUGACGCCAACGAACCUGACUCUGCAGCCUCGGAGAGGCUCGCCAAAGCUGAGGCUCGGGCGCGGCGCGCCGAGGCUGCCGCCGAGGCUCUCCGGGAGCAGCUGGCGGAUCGGGAGGCGAUGGAGAAGAGCCGGAUCAGGAGAGAGGUUCGGGAUAAGGAGACAGCUGUUGCGAAGCUAAGAGGACAGUUGAAAGAGGCAGAGGAGAGGGUGAAGGAGGCGGAGGGGAGAAUGGCGGAGGAGCAGGAAGCUGCGAGGAAGGCGCUGGAUGAGCUGGAGGAAGUUACGUGGAAGGUGAAGGGGGCGGAGGAGGAGGCGCGGAGGGAGAGGGAGAAGCGGGAGAAAAUGGCCGAGAGGCUUGCGAAGAUGGAAGAGGAAUUUUCUGGGAGCUUGGGAGGAGUGGGGGGAACGGGAGGAGCAGGAGGAGGGGGAGGAGCAGGUGCGAAGAAUGCGGGAGGAGGUUCAGGUAGCAGUUCAGGGGCGGGAGAUGGUGGUGGGGCUGGGGCGUCGGGAGCAGCAGCAGCAGGGGCGGUGCCUGCUGGGUUUGUUCUCUUAGCGGAGUCUGCUAUAGAGGAGAUGCAGAGGCGGGAGGCAGAGCUGCUGAUGCAGGUGGAUCAGCAGCGGGUAAUGCUGGAAGGCAAGGGGCAGGAGGUUCGGAAGAAGGAGGCGGAGGUUCGGGCGAAGGCUCGGGAAGUGAGUGCGAAGCAGGAGGAGCUGAACGCGCUCAAGGCUAAGAGCCAGGGGCUUUUAGCUAAGGAGCAGGAGGUUAAGCGCGUGAUGGAUGAGCUUUUAUUUAAGAACGAGGAGAUUAAGCGGCUGGAGAAGGAGGUGGAAGGGAAGGAAGAGGAGGCGAGGAGGAAAGCCAUGGAGCUAAUAAUGAAAUCGGCUGAGGCGAGGGCUAAAGAUGAGAUAAUCGAAGAGAAGGAAAAGGAGCUACAGGAGUUGAGAGAGCAGCUGUACUCAGGAGGGGGCCCGUCCUUCAGAGAAGGAGGGGGGGGGGGAGGUCGUAGCAUGCGGUAUGGGGGUCCGUCCCCUAGAAGAAGGGCGGAUGGUGAAGGGGAGGAGGGGAGACGGGAGGGUGGGUAUGGGGAGGACGGGGAGGAGGAGGAUACGGUUGAGUCGCUGAGGGAGGAGAUUGCGCGGAUGGAUGGGGAGAUGGAGGAGCUUUACCAGGCGUUGAUUGAGGCGCGGGAGGAGAAAGAGGCGACGGUUACCGAGUUACUGAAGCAGGUGGUAACCCUGAAUGACAGGUUGGCUGCGGCGAAGCGGGAGAAGGACUCGGCGGUUGCCGAGGCUGAGAAGCAGCUUCGGGGCGCCGUGGCUGACGCGGAGGAGCGGGCGGAGAAGGCUCGGAAGGAGGCGGAAUCGCUCGCUGUGUUGAUAGAGCAGACGGAAGGGGAUAAGGUGCAUGCGAGGGCAAGUGUAGAGAAAGCGCAGGAGUAUUUGCGAGCGCUAGACACGGCUAGAGUGGAGGUGAAGAGGCUGAGAUUGGAGAGGGAUCUGCUGAAUGAUCGGGUGAAUACACUGGAGGAGCAGGCGAGGGCUGCGGUGAAUUCGGGAGGGGCGUUGGGGCGAUGGCUCAUGCCUAACUGCCUGCUGCAGCGACCGGAGAAUGCGAGCAGCAGCGGCAUGGGUGAUGCUCCUGAUACCCCCGGCAGGCAGCAGGUGGAGAGGGAUUUGUUGAAUGAUCGGGUGAAUACGCUAGAGGAGCAGGCGAGAGCGGCAGUGAACACGGGAGGGGCGUUGGGGCGAUGGCUCAUGCCGAAUUGCGCACCGGGGGUUCAAGAGCGCUCAGAAAGGCGGCGGGAGCGAUUCGCGCCUCUUAACGAAUCAAAUAUGAUGGCGAGAAAUGCGGAGACGGUUGUUUACGUGGUGGACGCAGGGCCAUCUGUCCCACCAGGGGUGUUUCAGGAGUGCCGGCUCUGGGUGGAGCAGCAGAUGGUGCAGAAGCUUCUCUUCAACCAUCGCGACGAUGUUGCAGUCGUUGCAUUCGGCUGCAAGGAGACAAACAACCCGUUAGAGGAGGUGGAAGGGUAUGAGAACAUAGCUGUGGUGGUGCCUCACAGGGUGCUGGACCCAUCCUCGUUACAAGCUGUGCACGCUAUGGAACAAGCAGCAGACCCGGGCAUCAGGAGUGACUGGCUCAGCGCGGUUGUGGUGGCCUUAGACCUGCUCAUCCGCGCCAAGGGCCAGCUGGGAAUCACAAAGGGCGUGAAGCGCGUCGUGCUGCUGACAGGUGGCGGCACGCCAUUGGAGGAGGCAAGCGAAGGCUCCAAUGAGGAGCAGACCUCGCCCCUCCCUCCCACCACCUCCCCAACAUUCUCCUUCUCCAUCCCCCAUCAUUCCCUCCCCUCUUCUCCUCAGGUGGCAACGGUAGCAGAGAAAAUGCAGGAAUACGGCAUCAUUCUGCACGCUGUGCUGCUGAGAGGGAGGGAGGAAGGCGGAGGGGCAGAACCAGGAGCAGCAGUAGAGGGAGACGUGGAUUUUGAGAACCCAAUAAGACUAAGAGGAGGAACGGCAGAGGUCACUAGUCAAAAUGAGAAGCUGCUGAGAAGGUUUUUUUAUGCGGGGGCUUGCAGGGACCACGGGGGUGAUGCAAGGGCGGAGGGAGGAGGUGGGGGAGAUGAGCAGGAGGAGGAGAGAGGAGUUGGGAGCGGUGGGGUGGUGUGUGGGGGGGAGCUGCGAGUGGUGGCGUCACUGGCAGCAGCGGGCAUGCUGUACCGUGUGAAGCCACGUGUGCUGCCCACCACAUCGUACCGAGGCGACCUGCUGGUGGCACCUGGGUUUACCAUCAAGGUCUGGUCAUACAAGAAGACCUUUCCGCAGCGCCUGCCUCCCCUCAAGCUCCUCUCCCAACUCGCCCCUCCCUCCGACCCCUCUGCCACUGGGGACGUGAAGAUGGAGAGAGAAUACCGAGUGGUGGAGAGCGGUGCAGAUGGGCACGGGGAGGGCGGAGGGGGUGGGGGGGAUGAAGGAGGGGAAGGGGAGGAAGGGGAUGGUGGGGAGAGAGGAGGGGGCGAGGAGCUGGAGACAGUGGGUUUGGAUGAGCUUGUGAGGGCGUACAAAUAUGGACCUCAGGUCAUCCCAGUGAGUGAGUAUGACCGCAUGGCAAACCGGUUUCACGCAGAAAAGGGGAUACAGAUAAUCGGCUUCACAAUGCGAGACCAGAUUCCCAGGCAUUACUUCAUAAAAGACACGGCCAUUCUCCUCCCCGAGCCCAGCAACACCAAGGCCGCUCUCGCCCUCUCAGCCCUCGCGCAGGCCAUGGAAGCUUCCGGGAAGGUGGCGAUUGUGCGGUUCAAGCUCACCAAUCGAGCAGACUCGGGCGUUGCACUGGGCGUGCUGACGCCGUGGUGUAGAGGGAAGCGGGGAUUCGCAGAGGAGGAAGAUGAAGCUGUGCCCGAUCUGCUGCUGUUCAACACCAUCCCCUUCAGUGAGGACAUUCGGGAGUUCUCCUUCCCAUCCCUAGAGGCCGCGCCGCCCAAUCAGCAGCCGACAGCUGUCCAGAUCAGCGCAGCAGCAGCGCUGGUGCAGGCGAUGUCGCUAGUGCGGUGCAGUGAGGUGGGGGAGGAUGAUGAGGAGUACAGUAAGGUGGAGGGGAUGGAGGUGGGGUUGGAGGAGGAUGAGAGGCUGAGACCAGAAGACACACCCAGCCCAGCACUGCAGCACUAUUACGACUUCAUCCGUGCUCGGGUCUUGCACCCCAAGGCCCGCAUACCGCCACUCCCUGCGGCCCUCGCCGCCCCACUCUCCCACCCGCUCUCCACCGACCAUCCUGCCGCCCAGGCCUUCGCUGCUGCCUUCCAUGCCCUCGCUGUUGACACCGUGCCUCUUUCACAGCAGCCUGUGCAGCUGUCCCAGGCAGAGCCUUCAGCAGAGGAGCCUGCACCAGCUGCACCUGCCCCAGGCAGGCCAAAUUCUGUUGAAACCAAGGAAGAAGGCAGGGAGACUAGCACUGGGCCUUCGGUUGUAACUAGUGCAGGGUAA